Molecule: messenger RNA, 993 nt
Organism: Parnassius apollo (apollo)
Lineage: Eukaryota; Metazoa; Arthropoda; Insecta; Lepidoptera; Papilionidae
Source: the annotation of a GenBank genome assembly
AUGGAUUUGGUACCGCUGUCGCAGUCUCAUAGCCCAUCCGAAGAGUCCCAACCAUCAGAAAGCACUGCAACAUCUACAGUAGGGUGGACCACGACAUGUGAGUUACAAAAUAUAAACUUUACUAAACAGAAUGCGUUUUCCGGCAACCCUGGACAAACUCCAAUAACAUUUUUCAACUUCUUCUUCGAAGACGAUUUUCUUGUUAUGAUUUGCGAAAAAACUAAUGCUCAAGCUGCCAAGUUACUAGGAAACACCGUAUUAGCAAAUUCAAGAAUAAAUGCUUGGAAGGAGUUGAAUAUUCCUGAGCUGAGAAUAUUCUUAGGCUUAUUAUUUCACAUGGGGUUCAUUCAAUUCAAAAAUUAUUGGAAAACGAAUCGUUUAUUUUCAAUAACUAUUUUUGGGCGAUUUAUGAGUAGAAACAGAUAUCUGCUUAUAAUGAUAUGUCUCCACUUCAGCUCAGAGACAGUGAUUGACCCAGACCCACUGUACAAAAUACGCAGCGUCAUAGAUUAUUUCAAUCAAAAAAUGGAUAGCUGCUAUUAUCCUGCGAAAGAGUUGUCUUUGGACGAGAGUAUGGUGCUAUGGAGAGGACGUCUCAAAUUUAGACAGUACAUCAAAAAUAAAAAACAUAAAUAUGGAGUCAAACUGUACAUGCUGACUGAAUCUGAUGGUCUCAUUCUCAAAUUUCGUGUUUAUGCAGGGAGCCAAGACAUUGAAGUGGCAGGAAAAGGGCACGCAGAAAAAGUUGUGAUGCAAUUGAUGGAAAAGCAUCUUCAGAACGGCCACUCAUUGUAUAUGGACAACUAUUACAAUAGCUUCCAUUUGGCAAAGCGUCUUUUAGAAAAUAGAACAUACUGCACUGGAAACUUGCGAAAAGAUUUGAAGGAAAAUCCAAAGGAAGUUUACCAAAAAAACACUGAAAAAAAGGUAAAAAUAUAUCACGUUUUCAAAAAAGUGAACACAUCGGAAAGUGGAAAGACAAACGCCCAGUGA